AUGAAGUUUUCAUUCCAGCACAGAGCGUUUUAUUGCUACUUAUGUAUGACCGUAUGGAUUUUUAUACUGAUAUCAGUGGUAUAUAAGUACAUAUCAAUAGGAGAAGAAACUGGAGCCCUAAAAGUAACACAAAAUGAGUACAUAUCAAAAAGUGAUGCUAAAUUUAAAAGAAUAUACCUCAAAUCCUGCAAUCCAUCAGAUUCCAUUGUAAGAGGAUCAGAAGCUCUCGUCGACAGUGAUACCUGGGUAUUGCAAGGCAUACUAGUAGUGACAAGACAUGGUGACCGGGGGCCCCUUACUCACCUUAAGGGUGGUGAUAAACUUCCAUGUGACACAGAACCAGUUUCAGCUCUACUCAAAAGUUACGAGGAGUUCGUUGUGAAUGCGAGUGCUUCGGGUCGCGCGUGGUGGGUGUCAGGGCCCGGUCCCUUCCACAACUUCCCCUCCCUGCCGCCACGCGCCGCAGCCACCAGAUGCGCGCUCGGACAGCUCACCCCCAGUGGCUUGCUUCAAAUGCUUACCGUUGGUAAUGUUUUAAGAGAAGCUUAUAGUGCUAAAUUGGGUCAAGAAAAUAUGGAUUUAACAGGCAAAAAGGAUACAGGCCUGGCGUAUAGCACGCGGUACCGGCGCACGUUCCAGUCUCUGCAGGCGCUGGCGUGGGGUGGCGCGCGGGCGGCGGCGCGUGCACGCGAGGCGCACAGCGUCGCCUUCUGCUUCCGCGACUGCGCAUGCCCCGCGGUGCACGCGCUACACAGGAAAAUCAAUUCUCAGUUAAAAAAUCGACUGGAAUCUCAUCCAGCUAUCAAAGAUCUGAUAGUAAAGUUAUCUAGAGUAUUGUUCGAAUCUCAGGAACAUAUUGACGCAGAUGUUGUGAGAGACGCAUUGUUAGCUUAUAUUUGUCAUGAGGCACCACUUCCAUGCAUUGAGAAAUCAAAUAAAACACCCAAUAAAGACAAAAUAUCACUGCACAGAAGACAAAAAAAGUACCAUGGAAAUAGUAUGGCUUUGAGAAAUCUUCUUGACGUAGAUAUUGACACACUAAACCUGGAAUUAGACUAUAUAAAUAAUCAGCUAGACCUUAAUAAUGAAAUUGGAAGAAAAGCUAGAGAUAUAAUUGGGAAAUACUACGAUAGUAGAGAUAAGAAAGUACCAUUAGACUUCGACGCGCAGAUGGAAAGAGAGAAACUACUUUAUUACCAACAAAGGUAUCUAGAUAAUGCCGAUGGUUAUGAAGACGUAGUUAUUGUUAAGAAAAAUCUGGAUGCAGAUUUUAAUUUUCCCAAUGAUGCCAGAAUAGAUACAGACUUCGACGAGGACUACCAGGAACCGACGCCAGAGAAUACGGAAGACUUCUGCAUCCAGAAAGAACAUGUUAUGUCCUUAUUCGCGUAUUUGGAGUGGAGCUAUAAGCAAGAGAUGAAGAAUUUGCAUAACAGGAGAAGAGGCCUUCUUGUGGCGUACGGUCUCAUACACAACAUAGUACAAAAUAUGAUACGGAUGAUAUCGGAAAAUAAACCGAAAUAUGUUCUGUAUUCGGGACACGACAAAACCCUUCAAGCGUUAAUUCUCGCGUUAGGUUUGAAUAGUUAUCAACAUUACAAUAUUCCGUAUGCUUCUAGAAUGAUCUUUGAGAUGUAUAGAAGGAAGGAUUUGCGUGAUGAAUUCAAAUUCACCAAAAGAAAAGCAGUAGCACAGGAUUUUUAUUUUCGUGUCGUAUAUAAUGGGCAGGAUGUGACAAAAAAAUUAAGUUUUUGUAGAAGUAAGCAGAAUGUUGUUAUGAAAGUUGUCGACCCCAUAGAUGAUAUGAAAAUAUAUACCACGUACCUUUGCCCCAUUGAAAAUAUCGUUAGGUUCAUUCACGAUGAUUAUUUCGCAAGUUUUAACGUUAGUAAUUUUAAAGACGCGUGUUCGAUAUAUGGCAGUAUUAAACAUGAGUUCUAA
This is a messenger RNA of Parnassius apollo (apollo), 1941 nucleotides long. Lineage: Eukaryota; Metazoa; Arthropoda; Insecta; Lepidoptera; Papilionidae. The record is from the annotation of a GenBank genome assembly.